This is a messenger RNA of Aspergillus fischeri NRRL 181, 3975 nucleotides long. RefSeq lists its product as uncharacterized. The transcript has 7 exons. The record is from RefSeq and is a predicted model, not a curated record. NCBI's taxonomy places the organism in Eukaryota, Fungi, Ascomycota, Eurotiomycetes, Eurotiales, Aspergillaceae. The coding region runs from base 1 to 3975 and encodes 1324 amino acids.
AUGGUCAAGAAUGCUCUGGCAGUUCUGACUCAAGUCAACAAGGACCGCGUGGAGAAUCCCAAUUUCAACCAAUACACCUUCCAGGAGCCUCGCCAGACAAAGGCAUCGUUUGCGACGGCUCCACCGCUAGACUAUAGUCCUGAAGCGGUAGAGAAUGCUCGCCUUCGGAAACGCGAGGCUACCUCUGCCACGACCCGUGGCAACAGAGCUUAUACUAUCCCACCCGAGCUAGCUAGAGCGGCUAAGGUUGUUGCAGAAUCUGCCGAUAACACGCCUAGUGGAAAUCACAGCGAUGUAGCGGCUGAUAUUCGCCGCAAAUACGGUCAAGGAAAGCGACAGUCUAAUACCCCGCCCCAGGCACUUGUUCAGUCAAAUGGCCUUUAUGACUUUCAGUCUUUCGCCGAAAAUGUGAAUAUGUCGCUGGUUGACCAACAGAGUAACUCGGGACUUCAAAAGCGCGCCCCUUCUCUGUAUUGGAUGCCGCACAUGGAAAAGAAUGGCCAUAGUCCAUUCGCCCCGACCGGCUACAAGAUUUGGAGAAAUGUUCGCGACUACGGAGCCAAGGGUGACGGGGUCACAGACGACACGGAGGCUAUCAAUCGAGCAAUUUCAGACGGAGGGCGCUGCGGUGCCGACUGCGGCUCGAGCACCAGGUACCCUGCAGUAAUCUGGUUUCCAGGAGGCACGUACCUAGUUAGCUCGUCCAUUAUUCAAUAUUAUAAUACCCAGUUCAUAGGUGAUCCACUGAACGUGCCCACGAUCCUGGCUGCAUCGAGCUUCGUUGGGCUGGGCGUAAUUACUUCAGAUCCCUAUGUGAGCGACAAUGGGCAAUGGUAUGUCAACCAGAACAACUUUCUGCGCAGCAUCAAGAACUUCAAGAUCGAUAUUCGGCCAACGGAUCCGUCCGCCUAUGUAUGCGCAAUUCACUGGCAGGUGGCGCAAGGAACUUCGCUGGAAAAUAUCGAGUUCUACAUGCUGUACAACUCAGAUGUCCCGGGGAACACACAACAGGGUAUCUAUAUGGAGAAUGGCUCAGGAGGCUUUCUGACUGACCUGACCUUUGUGGGCGGGAACUUUGGUGCGUAUUUUGGCAAUCAGCAAUUCACAACCAGUCAGCUUGUCUUCGUGAAGUGCCACACUGCUCUUCAAGUCCAUUGGGACUGGGCCUGGACCAUGCAAGACUAUGUUAUUGAAUCAUGCACGAAUGGUUUGGUUAUCGUUGGCGGGGCUGGCGGUCCCAUGAGUAACGGGCAAGGCGUUGGCUCCCUGAUCCUAGCCGAUGCAAUCAUUGCCAAUACCCCAAAUGGCAUCGUUACGUCCCUCCACACGGAGAAUUCUACCUCCUUACUCCUUCAGAACGUUGGAUUCUUCAACGUUAAGACGGCGGUUGUGGAUAGUGUAAAGAAUCAGGUCCUUCUCCCUGGCGGCAAUGAAGUGCUGAAAGACUCUUGGGGUUUUGGUAUGGUCAAUAAUGCAACUGGGGUUGGGUCCUUUGUGAAUGGGCAGGAUAUCCCUGUCAUGAAUAGAACCGAGAAAAUGCUUGGAAGUCAGGCCUAUGUCAAGCCAAACCUGUUCACACGCCGUCGUCCCCAGUAUGAGGAUCUCUCAACUGCUGACAUUGUCAACGUGAAACUAUUCGGUGCCAAGGGCGACGGAAGCUCUGAUGACACGGUCGUGCUGAAUUGGAUCCUGGAAUAUGCUGCCAACUUAUCCUCAGUCGUGUAUUUCCCUUAUGGUGUGUAUAUGAUCAGGGAUACAUUGAAAGUCCCCGUGGGUUCGCGAGUUAUGGGCCAGGCAUGGCCUCAGAUUGUAGCCACCGGCUCCAAAUUCGAGGAUAUCAAUAACCCUUAUGUCGCUGUCAAGGUUGGAAAUCCUGGGGAUGUGGGCAUCAUUGAAAUCCAAGACAUGAUGUUUACGGUUUCUGGUCCGACUGCAGGAGCUGUUCUUGUCGAGUGGAAUGUCGAACAGUCCGUCAAAGGCUCUGCUGCCAUGUGGGAUUCGCACAUCCGUGUCGGUGGCGCCAUCGGUUCCAAGCUUCAAAGGGAACAAUGCCCUAAGCAGACGCGUCGUGUGAAUCCGAAUUGCAUUGCGGCUUCUCUCCUGCUACAUUUGACUCCAUCGUCAACUGCGUAUCUCGAAAACAUCUGGGUCUGGGUUGCGGACCACGAUUUGGACGUGAUUACACAGGAUCAAAUUGACAUCUACUCAGCCCGUGGUAUCUUGAUUGAAAGUCAGCUGGCCUGGCUCUACGGGACCACGUCAGAGCAUAACGUCAUGUACCAGUAUCAGCUCUCUGGGGCGAAGAACAUCCUGAUGGCUAUGAUCCAGACAGAAUCCCCGUACUAUCAACCAGUGCCUCUCGCACCCAAUCCCUUUACACCGGGAGCGUUCCCUGACGACCCCUUAUUCGACGAUUGCAAGUCCAACCCACUCAAGUGUGCUGUAUCCUGGGCAGUCCGUAUCAUUGACUCGUCUUCCGUCUGGAUUCUCGGAAGCGGCCUCUAUAGUUUUUACUCAGACUACUCGCAGGACUGUCUUAAAACUGAGAACUGCCAGCAGAGGGGCUUUGAGAUUGAGCAGAGCUCUGAUAUUUGGAUUUAUAAUCUUUGCACCAAGGCCAUCGUCGAAAUGGUCACUCCGUUCCAAGGGGUACCCACAUAUGCCCGGGAUAAUGUCAACGGUUUCCUCUCGUCGAUCCUGGCUUGGUUGGGUGGUGCCGAGCAAACAGCAGGCCAAAGGGAGUUCCCAGGUUUUAGUAUCUACACUUCUUCUGGGCUGGAGGAUGCUGAUCUUCCUCGGGCCUGCAAGAAUUCUCUGGCUGAGCGCAUCAAGUGUGAUCCGCACUUGUCCUCUAUGAUGGAGCUGAGUUAUCAUGGAUCCCUGGAUAAUGACACACUCACUGAUUUAGUCUGCGAUGCCAGCUGUGAGGCAAGCCUUCGGCAGUGGUACAACUCCGUGGAGCGAAACUGUGCGGGCUAUAUGAUGCCCGGCGGAUCUCCUCCAGUGGUAUUUGGAGCACGUAUGUGGGCUGGGUUCAAUGAAACGUGCAGCAAAGACAAAGGGACUGGAGAGUAUUGCAAUGCUAUUAUCGAUGGCUUUACCAUAGUAGAGUCUACCGAUGAAAUGCCGGACAACGAAAUCUGCUCGUACUGCUAUGUUGAGCGAUUCCAAAUGAUGCAGCGGAGCCCCUAUUCAGCAUACAAUGAACACUACAAAUCCGUUCUCGAGACGAUCAACAAACGAUGCGGUCUGAGUGGGCCAACUGAUAUCCGUGAAGUCCCUAUGGACAUGCCUGUGGAGGAGGAGAAGCCUAUCUGUCUUUCUGAUACGACAUACACCACCGUGGACGGGGAUACCUGUACGUCCAUUGCAGUGGCAAACAGCGUCUCCUCCGCGGCUUUGUACAUCGGUAACCAGCACCUCAUACGUUGGUGUUCCUCUAUCAAGGCAGGCCUAGAACUAUGUCUCCCAUUGCCAUGUGAGCGAACGUACACUCUCCAACCAUCAGACGACUGCGCGAGUAUCGAAUACGCCUUCUCACUCAAAUACGGGGACGUCCGAAAAUAUAACCCCUGGGUCUCCUACGACUGCGACAACAUCCAAAUCGCAAGUAAGAUAUACGGCACCAAUAUCUGUCUCUCGCCGCAAGGUGGUGAACACAUAACGAACAAGACUAGCCAUGGCGCGACUACGCCCUCAACCUCCGAUGGCCAUGCGCCUCUUGCGGUGCCCCCGCCUGCCAAUGCAAGCCUGGCUGAUGGGACUACCACAAACUGUGGUAGAUGGCAUGAGGCUGCUGCUGACGAGAGCUGUGUUGCAAUAUGUGUCCAGAAUAGCAUUACUCAUGAAUUGUUCGUGCAGGUCAACCCGUCGCUGAAUGCGAAGGAUUGCACGCGGAGCUUGCAGGUUGGAAAGACCUAUUGUGCAGGUCCGACGUAUUUUUGGAAUGAGCCAUUCGAGGAUGAUGAGUUGUGA